Neopsephotus bourkii (Bourke's parrot) is the source of this 2213-nucleotide messenger RNA. RefSeq names its product C-C motif chemokine ligand 20 (gene CCL20). Gene Ontology annotation, cellular component: extracellular region. The record is from RefSeq and is a predicted model, not a curated record. The coding region runs from base 1446 to 1748 and encodes 100 amino acids. Gene Ontology annotation, molecular function: CCR chemokine receptor binding; chemokine activity. NCBI's taxonomy places the organism in Eukaryota, Metazoa, Chordata, Aves, Psittaciformes, Psittacidae. The transcript is spliced from 6 exons. Gene Ontology annotation, biological process: inflammatory response; cellular response to tumor necrosis factor; cellular response to interleukin-1.
AUGUUUUUAUGGUUUGUUUUGUUUCUUUUUUUUAAUCUUUUGUGUUAAAUAUUAGACCUAAACCCAUAAAGAACUCAUUAUAAGCUGUAGCUUAUCAGUCAAAUAGUUAAUGAUUAUAAAAUUCCUUCUCUGUGUCUCUCUUCAGAAGAGUGUUUUAAGCCUUGCAUUGUAUGGCUUUUAGGAUCUCACAGCAGAGCUGCAUAAUUGAAUAGAUUACUAUUGUGGGGCCACAGUUUCAAAGCAUUUUAAACUGCUUUCCCAGUCAUGUGCAGUUCUGAAUUCCGUAUGUGCAUAUGUCUUCUCAUAUGCAAGAUUUUGAAUGAAAAGAGGCAUAGCUUUAUUGUCACAACUCUACAUGUACCUAGAAACGAGGUGGUCUGCUUCUGUACUGUUCUGCAAUGGGGAGAGUGAUGGGGCAAGCCCAUCCCUCAGAAAUAAUGCCAAUUUUUCCACUGGUACAGUGGUGUUUACCAAGGUUGAACAAUUAAGACCCUUCAGAACUUCAGACUUUCAUCAGGUAUUUCUGUGAGUAAAAGCCUUUUGCUAAAAUAAAAGAAAUAUAUUGCUUGGAGACAGCAGACUGAUGAUCAGGGAAAGCAGGGAGAGAGAGGCUGUACCUCUGCAGCUGGUGUCCAAGAGCAGUCUGACUCCCCAGGUCCCCUCUUUAACAUCCUCAAACUACUCAGAACUAUCAGUUUCCCAGUAUCACCUUGGAAAAUGCUCUGUUUUCCCUGAUACUUUUCUUCUCCUUUCACAACUCUGAAUGGCUCUACAGCACAGGAACCUAAGCUAUCUUUACCUUAUCUUUUAUAGUACACACAGGAGUGGUUUGGUAUGUACCCUCUGGCCUCUGGAACAACAGGAAGGGAGGUUUAGGAGAGGCUGAAAACUUAAUUGAUCUGUGUUUUAGUGCUUUGUCUUACAUUGAGUGCAGCCACAGGGAGGGAGAGUGAUCAGGGUUUGUGAGGGGAUCUGAGAAGGUCUGACAGGAGUGAGGGAAGUUGAGAAACAGCAACGGGAAGCUGGGAAGAAACACGUUAGGAAACUAAAAAGAGAAGAAAAAACAGACAUGACAGAAACAGAAAAAAUGUGGGCUUGACUGUGGCUUGGGAAGGAACACAAUUGUACUUACCCAGCUCCUGUGAGCAUGCCAUAUUGAAAUGAAACUGAAUGGGCUAGGCCCACCUCCCUCUCACCCCAACUUUGGCUUAAUAAGCUAGAACACAGCAGAUCUGCAGUUUCUUUAUAGCACCAGGAAGGGGCCAAAUUAGGCAUGAUGGAAAUUGACAUGGGAAAACCCACUGAUGACAGAGGAACCCGCCCGCAGGUGAAUUCCCGCGGCUUCUGCCACCCCUUUAUAAGCAGGUGGAGGUGCGGCAAAGCUGGCAAGACGAGCAGGUAGCAGCUGAGCACUCAUUAGAGCACAACUGCUGUGUGGAGUGGAAAUGGCUGGCUUUAGCAGCAAGAGCUUGGUCCUGGUUUCCAUGCUAGGGCUCCUGGCACUGCUCCUGUGUGGCACCUCUGAAGCACAAAGCAACCAGGAUUGCUGCCUGUCUUACACCAAGGUGCGUCUACCUCGGUGGGCCCUAAAGGGUUAUACUGAACAGCUCUCCAGUGAAGUCUGCGAUAUCCAUGCAAUCAUUUUCCACACCUACAGUGGGUUGAACGCCUGUGUAAAUCCUAAAGAGGGGUGGGUGAAGAAGCAUCUUCUUUUCCUGAGCCAUAAGCUCAAGAAGAUGUCAAUGUGAUACGGUUUCUAGCAGGGAAAUAAACAAGCAUGGCUAAGGAACUCCUUCGCUCAAUAUCUUGUUUGAGAUCAUCAUCUUGUACACUGUUGUGUGCUUACCACUUUCUCUGGCUUCCUUGGGACCAUUUAACUUCUUGAAUUGAUUCAUAUUGCAUCGCUGUGUUGCUUGAAUUAAGCAUUUUGUUAAAGUUUCUAUUUUUAUGAAUAUGUGUAUGUUACUAACAUGAUAUGAGUACUUCUUAGAAAGGGUUACCCUAAGUGGUAGUACAGAGUAUGAAUUUUAAGUUUAUUGCAUGUAAUUUUUGUUUUGUUCAGCAUGUGUAAAGUGGGUUAUUUAUUGUUUUUAUUUUGUUACUUUGGCACUGUCUUGUGCCAAAAUAUUUUCUUCAAACUGUAGUUAGCAUUGUAAUACUUCUUGAACUACUGUUAAACAAACGUGCUUGUGAAAAAAAUGGAAAUUGGAGUA